AAACCUUCGAAAUAUUUCUGUAUGGUCGUUUAUAGUGUGGUGCACCAAGUUUAAUUUAGUGACAAGUAGGCUAAGAAGUAAUGAUAAUUAUUAAUUAUCUAGAUGCUGUCAGUCAUUUGCUAUAAGUCUACCAUAAAGAUGUCGACCAAGAGCCUGGAUUUAAGCUUGCCACUUAGCAACAGACAGCAAUUCAGCAAUAACGUUGAGUUGUCUUCCCUCCAAUUAACAAAGGAACACCUUAAAACAAAGCUUGAUUUCAGUAAAAUUCAAUGCUAUGAAGAACUUGGGGCAAAAUUAAUUGAAGAUAGACUAUUGUUAACAGCACUUGAGCUCUAUGCUGAACUGGGUGAGGCAGGUCAUGAAAUCUUAUGCCUAAAGCAAUUUUUCUCCAAUCCAGGAAAUUUUGAAAAAUCUGCUAAAGCCUCUGGAAUGCUUGUACGAUCCAUGAGUCAAACCACUCUGGAUUCCUUGGACUUUGCUCCAAUUUCGGAGGAUGGUGAUAGAGCUGGAGGAGACCGUGUAGCUGUUUUAGAAUUUGAGCUGCGUAAAGCUAAGGAGACUAUCACCGCUUUACGAGAAAACCUAACUCAACAAGUUGAACUUGAGAAUGCUAGCACUCGAAGCGAAACAGAGAGCACAAGCAGUCAAAAUAAUCUCGUCACACACCACAGUACACCAGAACCCAUGAAAGCGUACGAACAACGAGCCAUUAAUUUUCUAGUUCACGAAUAUUUACUUACUCAUGGCUACCGGCUAACUUCAAUUACAUUUGCUGAUGAAAAUACUGAUCAGGAUUUUGAGCAUUGGGACGACGUUGGAUUGAAUAUGGAACGUCCAGCAGACUUAUUAACAAUGUAUCGCCAUCGUUUUCGACCGGCCUGCCCGGCUCAAAUAGCCCAAACUGAAGAUGUAGAGACGCAAACAGAAGACUCGUCUAAUGAUUCAUCUGACCUAACCAUGCAGUUAGGCGGAAGCGCCGAAGAAAGCGGUAAUAACAGCUAUGACGUAUCGUCACUCCCAUCAAGUACAAAACCUGAGGUCAAAGUUGUUUCCGUCCCGACCCAUGAUAUUCGCGAUUCAAUGAUAACCAAAACUUCGUCUUUUAACACUUUUCACCCUAAUCUUGAAAAACCUUCUACUGUUUCGGUAGCUACUUUGCCGACGCCGGUAAUGGCAACGCGUUUUGAUCCUCAUUAUAUCCCUCCGGCUUUUCCCCAACAAGUCCAACUACAAAACUCGGCUCGAGCAUUGAAAGAGGAAUUGCAACAAGGUGUCGAAGAUGUCUGCCAAAAAUUUAAUAGUUUUUUCAAUAAGCCUCCUUCUUUACCUGGCAGUUCUAUAAGCAAGCCCAUGGGAUUCACCCACGUUAAAACACCUGAUCGUACAUCGUUUUCUCUCUUUAACACUAAAUAGCUUUAAUCUCACUCCACUGUAAUUUUUGUAAGAAAAUGGCUCAAUAUGAAAUUGUUUUUAUGUCGCCAAAUUUAAGCUGUCGCGUUGUACGAAUACGAGAAUGUUUGAUUUUGUAAAAAUAAAUGCGAUCAAAGAUUUUGA
This is a messenger RNA of Daphnia pulicaria, 1554 nucleotides long. RefSeq lists its product as uncharacterized. The record is from RefSeq and is a predicted model, not a curated record. The transcript has 5 exons. Gene Ontology annotation, cellular component: trans-Golgi network; recycling endosome. NCBI's taxonomy places the organism in Eukaryota, Metazoa, Arthropoda, Branchiopoda, Diplostraca, Daphniidae. The coding region runs from base 103 to 1413 and encodes 436 amino acids. Gene Ontology annotation, biological process: intracellular cholesterol transport. Gene Ontology annotation, molecular function: protein binding.